GGUUCACUUCCUGUAGGGACUGAAAACCAAGUGAGGAGAUGAAGGAUUGCACUGCACUACAACAGAGAAUAUGGAGAGGAUAGACACUGCAGAUGGAUCCUGACCAUCACCCAAGGAACAACUGCACAACUGUGGGAAAACAGCCAGUCCCUUCACAGCAUUGCUCAACACAGAGAAGGUUGGGCAGUGAAACUAUCAUCUGGAACUCGGUUGGAUCAGGGAAGCUUUGACAUAUCAUCAGAUCUGAAACUGGUCAGUGGUGUGGAGCUUUCCAUCAGAACCAACCUUUCCGAAGGUUCGGUUGUGGGUGAUCAGUCAGGGUGAGGCUGGGAAGAAGUGUGAGUGGCUCCAAGUGUGGAGAGAGCUUCAAUCAUUCAUUGAGCCUUAUGAACCACUAACUCAUUCUUACAGGUGAGAGGCUGUUCAAGUGUGAGGUGUUUGUGGAGGGCUGCACAGAAUCAUAUGAUUUUCGAAAAAGCAAGGUGCAUCUGUUGUACCAUCUGUAACAUGGGCAGCCACAUGGAAGAGAAACCAUUCAAGUGUGAGAUGUGUGAUCAAGCAUUCGCACGGUCAUCAACACUUGUGAAACACCAACGGAUUCAUACUGGGGAGAAACGGUUCAUGUGUGAGAUGUGCAACAAAAGCUUUGCAGAAUCAUCAGCCCUGCUGAAACACUGGCGUGUUCACACUCAGGAGAAGCCAUUCACAUGCGAGGUGUGCAACAAAUCAUUCUCAGAGUCAUCGACCCUCCGUGUACACCAACGCAUUCACACAGGGGAGAAUCCAUUCAAGUGUGAGGUGUGCGACAAAUCAUUCUCAUGGUCGUCAAAUCUCCGUAAACACCAACGCAUUCAUACAGGGGAGAAACCAUUCACGUGUGAGGUGUGCGACAAAGCAUUCUCACAGUCAUCAACACUCCGUGUACAUCACCGUAUUCACACAGGGGAGAAACCAUUCACGUGUGAGGUUUGUGACAAAUCAUUCUCGUGUUCAUCAGACCUCCGUACGCACCAGCGCACUCACUCUGGGGAGAAGCCUUUCAGCUGUGAGGUGUGUGAGAAAUCAUUCUCACAAUCAUCAACCCUCCGUGUACAUCAACGCACUCACACAGGGGAGAAACCAUUCAUGUGUGAGGUGUGUGACAAAUCAUAUUCACAGUUAACGAACCUCCGUGUACACCAACGCAUUCACACAGGUGAAAAACCGUUCACGUGUGAGGUGUGUGACAAAUCAUUCACGUGGUCAUCGGAUCUCCGUACACACCGACACAUUCACACAGGGGAGAAGCUGUUCACAUGCGAAUUGUGCAACAAAUCAUUGUCCAACUUAUCGACCCUGCGCAGACACAAACAUAUUCACACUGGGGAGAAGCAAUUCGGGUGCAAGGUGUGCAACAAAUCGUUCUCAAGAUCAUCGUACCUCCUGCUCCAUCAGAGGACUCACACAUUGGAUUCUCCCAUCGAUGGUGAUUACAAAGGCAUCUACAUGGAAGAGAAACCAUUCAAGUGUGAGGUUUGUUACAAAGCUUUUGUGACAUCUUCAAUCCUCCUGAUACACCAGAGGAUUCACACAGGGGAGAAACCCUUCAGGUGUGAUGUCUGUGAGGCAGCUUUCACCCAAUCCUCCAAUCUCCAAACUCACCAGAGGAUUCACACAGGGGUGAAGCCGUUCACGUGCUUGGUGUGUGACAAAUCAUUCUUGCAGUCAUCAGCCCUCCGCAGAUACCAACGCACUCACACGGGGGAGAAACCAUUCAGGUGUGAAUCAUGUGGCAAAUUAUUCUCAUGGUCAUCCACCCUCCUUGAACACCAACGCAUUCACACAGGGGAAAAACCAUUCAGGUGUGAGGGGGGUGGCAAAACAUUCACACGGUCAUUGGACCUCCGUGUCCACCAGCACAUUCACACAGGGGAGAAACCAUUCACAUGUGAGGUGUGUAACAAAUCAUUCUCUGAUUCAUCAGCCCUGUGGGAACACCAACGCAUUCACACAGGGGAGAAACCAUUCACCUGCGAGGUGUGUGACAAAUCAUUCACGCAGACAUCGACCCUCCGUGCACACCAACGCAUUCACAUAGGGAAGAAAACAUUCACAUGCAAGGUUUGUGACAAAUCAUUCUCGCAGUCUUGAACCCUCUGUGCACAUCAACAUAUUCAUGUGGAAAUAACCAUUCAAGUGUGAGGUGCCUGACAAAACCUUCAUAAAGUUUUCAAGUUCCUGUUCCAUCAGAAAGUUCACACAUGAGAGAAACCAUUCACGUGCGUUGCGUAUGACAAAUCAUUCUCAGACUCAAAAGAACAUAAGAACUAGGAGCAGAAAGUAGGCAAUUCCGCCCCUCGAGCC
This is a messenger RNA of Carcharodon carcharias (great white shark), 2343 nucleotides long. RefSeq names its product zinc finger protein 271-like. The coding region runs from base 463 to 2130 and encodes 555 amino acids. The record is from RefSeq and is a predicted model, not a curated record. Gene Ontology annotation, biological process: regulation of transcription by RNA polymerase II. The transcript has 4 exons. Gene Ontology annotation, cellular component: chromosome. Gene Ontology annotation, molecular function: chromatin insulator sequence binding. Lineage: Eukaryota; Metazoa; Chordata; Chondrichthyes; Lamniformes; Lamnidae.